This is a messenger RNA of Saprolegnia parasitica CBS 223.65, 782 nucleotides long. RefSeq lists its product as hypothetical. The record is from RefSeq and is a predicted model, not a curated record. The coding region runs from base 19 to 675 and encodes 218 amino acids. The transcript has 4 exons. NCBI's taxonomy places the organism in Eukaryota, Oomycota, Saprolegniomycetes, Saprolegniales, Saprolegniaceae.
GCGACGACCAUAGCAACCAUGACCUUCGACGACUGGCUCUGUAAGCGCCUGGACGAGCUCGCGAUCGACGGCGAGGUGUACGGCGAGUACGUGCGUGGGAUCGUCGCCGACGAAGAUACGGACCUCGACGAGCGUUGCCAGACCGCGGUCGACGUCCUCCGCGCUGUCGUCGAGGACGACGCAGGCCUAGCCGGCCUCGAUGCGCAGAUCAAGGCAAAGUGGCUGGAGCAGGAAGACGCGGCAGCGAAGAAGGCCGCGCAGAGCUUGGAGCAGGCCAAACUCGAGCUCGAGGAGAAGAAGAAGGCUGAGCUCAAGCUUGUCGAAGAGAACGAGCGCAAAGAAGCCGAGAAGGCCCAAGCUCGACAGCACAUGACGCGCGAGGAAAUGCUGCAGCGUGAGAAGAUCCUCAAUGAGUACGGCGCGGCCGACUCGUCGUUCCUGGACGAAGACGGCAACGUGAUUGUGCGUGAAACCAAGAAGACCGAGGAGAGUGGCCCCGUCAACACCAACAAGACGCAGGCCAAGGAGCACCAGCAGGCGAUCCGCGACAAGAUGAAGAAGGAGCACGACAGCAAGGUCAAGCGCGAUAAGGAGCUCCUCGAAGCCGACCGUCUCCGCAAGGAAAAGGCCAAGCGACGGACGCAGAAGAAGGAGAAGCAGCGCGGCGCUGGCUAGACGGCGUCGGACCAUUUUGAAUUCGUUUCAUUCUGUCUUCUGCCGUGCCUUGGGCGUACUGUCAAGAAGCGUAUUCCGCAAAACCACCGCCACAUGCAUAGUACCGG